ACGGCGUACUUUUUUUUAUUAAAACUAAUCCCCGUCCCGUGGAAUUUUAAAAUUGUUUUUAAAUAUAAAACUAAGGUUUCUUUUUGUGUGUUCCAGGCGAAAUCCAACAGCAAGAAGGGCAGGAGUGUACAAUUUGCAAUCAAUCUGAGGGGAGUUACAGUGAUAGAAAGUGAUACGCAAACACGGCUUAUGGAUAUCUCUCUCUACAGGAUAUCCUACUGUUCGGCGGAUGCCACCUACGGCCAUGUUUUCGCCUUCAUUUCCACAAACGAGAACGACUCACUUACCUGCCACGCCUUUCUGUGCUCAAAAAGGAAAAUGGCUCAGCUCAUAUCUAUAACCGUAGCGCAGACUUUCAAUACGGCUUUUCAUCUUUGGCAGAUGACGCACAACGGGAUGAUGCCUUCGAUGAAGGAGAAGAGCAUGGACAACUUCAUCACAGGUUGCAUCAAGAGCCGGGAUGCCGAGGAAAAUCGGCCGACGAACGUGAUUCAACAAGUCCUGGCCCCGAUCCCGAUGCUGAUAGAUCUUACGACCCCGAUAUCGGAGAAACCACCGAGACAAUGGACAAGUUUCGAUGACUAAGGAGCUGUGAAUUAUUAUUAUUACCACAUUAUUUAAUACUGUUUUCUUUAAUAUAGUUGUGUCUGUGAUUUAGUUUUAAUUGAUUUAUUUUGAGUUUAUUCUAGUGUACGUUAAAUGUAUGUUAAACAACAGGAACGUUGUCAAUAUUCAGUUUGUACUAUGGUUUAUUAUACAAAACAUUCAUCUAUACAUAUUUUAACUAAUUUUCAGCAUAUAAACAUGUUAUUUCAUUGAUAACUGUUAUUUAUUGGUUUACAAAAUGUUUAUGAUUUUUUCUACCAGCUGUAAAAUACAAUAUGUUAUUUUUUAUAA
This is a messenger RNA of Cimex lectularius (bed bug), 897 nucleotides long. RefSeq names its product low density lipoprotein receptor adapter protein 1-A-like. Lineage: Eukaryota; Metazoa; Arthropoda; Insecta; Hemiptera; Cimicidae. The annotation marks the transcript as partial. The transcript has 5 exons. The record is from RefSeq and is a predicted model, not a curated record.